AUGGCACAUGUGCGGAGAUACACCUUACAGCAGCGCGAGAAACUAUUGCAGUCUCAGCACCGGGCAGAUGAAGAACGCAAAGCUAUCCUAAAACAACUGGAAUUGGAGAACAUGGCACAGUCCCAUAAGAAUAUCGAAGCAAUGUCCGAAGAACGGAGAUACAAUCGAAGGUUGGCAAUGGAGAGAAAAGAACGUGAAUUAGAGGAGGGCAUCCUUCAGGCUGAGAGAAAUCAGAUAGCUCACAAACAGCAAGUGGAGCAAGAGGAAAGGCUGGCCCAGGAAAUAAAGCGUAGAAAUUUGGAAAAAAUGCGUGAUGAGAAGAUGAGGCAGCAAAUCCGGGAGAACAGCCUGGAGAUUCGUGAAUUGGAGGAGAAACUAAAGGCAGCUUAUUUAAAUAAAGCCAGGGCUGCACAGAUUGCUGAAAAGGAAUUACAGAGAUUACAACAGAUGAAAGCUGAGACAAUUCUUUUCCAUGAAAUGAACAAAGAAUUAGAAAAGGCUAAAUGCGAAGAACAAGUCAAAGAAGAAGAAAGACAGAAACUUCAAAUGGUUUACCAGCAACAACUGGAGAAGCAGUUGGAAGAACAAGAACAGAAAAAGCAGCAGGCAUAUGAAGAUUUCUUGCACGAGAAGCGCAUGAUUGAUGAAAUUGUCCGCAAAAUUUUAGACGAGGAUCAGAAGGAACGUGAACGGCAGAUGGCCAAGCAGCAAGAAACACAGGCAUAUAUCACAGAAUUCUUAGAAGCAAGAGAAUGCUGGAAGGAGCAGGAGAGAUUGAAAAUGGAGGAAGAAAACAAGAAAAUUCUGGAAUACGCUCAAUUGCAGAGUGAACGGCAACACCAACAAAAACAACAGAAAGCCGAGCGUGAAGCCAUUCUCUCAAAGACACACCAAGUGCUUUCUGAGCAAAUUGCCCGCGAGGAACGAGAGCGUGAGGAAUUAGAAAAGAUCCGUUUGGAACUCUGUCUUGAAGAACAAGAAGAAAAAACAAGGCAGGAAGAAAUGGCAACUUUGGAGAAGAAAAUCCGGGCGAGGCUAGAAUUGCAACGAAUCAACGAACAACAAAUGGCUUUGAGAGCUGCGCAGAAGGUUGCUGAAGAAGAAGAAGAACGCCGUUUCAGGGAAAUGAUGAUGGCCAAAUUUGCUGAAGAUGACCGUUUGGAACAGAUGAAUGCCCAGAAACGUCGCAUGAAGCAACUUGAUCACAGACGAGAAGUGGAACGAAUCAUUGAGGAGCGAAGAGUAAAACGAAUCCGAGAAAGGCACGAGGAAGAUGAGAUGCAACGUGAGUUGAGACAACUGGAAGAACUAAAGAAGGCCAUUGUGGAGGAAGAAAGGCAGAAAUUGCUAAAGGAACAUGCCCAGAAACUGAUUGGCUACUUGCCGAAGGGUGUAAUCCAAAGCGAGAAGGAUCUCGAUAUGCUUGGAGAAGACUUUAAAAAGGUUUACAGCAAAAGAGAAAGAGAUCCAUUUGAUGAGGAAUGCUGA
Molecule: messenger RNA, 1488 nt
Organism: Acanthosepion pharaonis
Lineage: Eukaryota; Metazoa; Mollusca; Cephalopoda; Sepiida; Sepiidae
Source: the annotation of a GenBank genome assembly